Molecule: messenger RNA, 1734 nt
Organism: Castor canadensis (American beaver)
Lineage: Eukaryota; Metazoa; Chordata; Mammalia; Rodentia; Castoridae
Gene: Gcnt2
Product: glucosaminyl (N-acetyl) transferase 2 (I blood group)
Biological process (GO): transforming growth factor beta receptor signaling pathway
Cellular component (GO): membrane
Molecular function (GO): acetylglucosaminyltransferase activity
Source: RefSeq, a predicted model, not a curated record
GCCUCAUCAGCAUCUGAACCUUCCUGAGGAGGUGUGUUUUUGUGUAGUAACAGGUUGCAAGUUAGUGGGAGAUCGGGCAAAGAAGCUACUUCAGAAACAUGUCAGAGAAAAGUGAAAAUGUAGCAAAGUCAUAAAUGAAGAGGAAAAAAAGACAAGACCUGUCAGCAGCUGAGCGAAUCACAGCUAUGACAGGAUGAUGUUGGUACCUGGAGAAAAUGUAAGUUGACUCUGCACCCUGAUCAUAGCUCAGGGGACCUCUCACUCAUUUCCUGGUUUUGAAUGAUGGGCUCUUGGAAGUUCUGUCUUUUUGGCAUGUCUCUUGUUUCUGCCCUGACUUUUGUAUUUAUUUACAAUAACAAGUUGUGCGAGAAUAAUAUGCAUUUUCUGAGGGCCGCCCCGGCCAACGCUUCACUGUUAGCAGAAAUCUGUCUUCAGAUGUUUGCUGGAGAGGGCUUUUACCCAACAGAAAACACCCUGAAAACCACCCUCAAUGAAUCUACCUGUUAUCAGUACAGGGUUCAAAGUCAUUAUAUAACACAAACACUCUCUCAAGAAGAAGCUGGCUUCCCUUUGGCUUUCACACUGACUAUCCACAAAGACUUUGGCACAUUUGAGAGAUUGUUCAGAGCGAUUUACAUGCCCCAAAAUGUCUACUGUGUGCAUGUGGAUAAGAAGGCAGCAGUUGAAUUCAAAGAUGCAGUGGAACAAUUGCUCAGCUGCUUCCCAAAUGCUUUUCUGGCUUCUAAGAUAGAACCAGUUGUCUAUGGCGGGAUCUCCAGACUCCAGGCUGACCUGAACUGCAUGAAGGAUCUUGUGGCCUCUGAGGUCCCGUGGAAAUACCUCAUCAACACCUGUGGGCAAGAUUUCCCUCUGAAAACCAACAAGGAAAUCGUCCAGUACCUGAAAGGACUCAAAGCGAAGAAUCUAACCCCAGGAGUGCUGCCCCCAGCUCAUGCAAUUGGGCGGACUAAGUAUGUCCACCGGGAACUGUUAGACAGCAAAAAUUCCUACGUGCAAAAAACAAAAAAGUUAAAAACCCCUCCUCCUCAUAAUCUGACCAUUUACUUUGGCACUGCCUAUGUGGCCCUCACAAGGGAAUUUGCUAAUUUUGUCCUCCAAGACCAGCAGGCACUGGACUUACUCUCCUGGUCCAAAGACACCUAUAGUCCUGAUGAACAUUUCUGGGUCACACUCAAUAGGAUUCCUGGAGUCCCUGGCGCCAUGCCAAAUGCAUCUUGGACUGGCAACCUCAGGGCUGUAAAGUGGAUUGACAUGGAAGACAAACAUGGAGGUUGCCAUGGUCAUUAUGUACACGGCAUUUGUAUCUAUGGAAAUGGAGACCUAAAGUGGCUGAUUAAUUCACCAAGCUUGUUUGCUAACAAGUUUGAGCUGAACACAUACCCCCUUACUGUGGAAUGUCUGGAGCUGAGGCUUCGAGAAAGAACCCUUAAUCAGAGUGAAACUGCAAUACAACCUAGCUGGUAUUUUUGAUGGAAGCCAACUCGUGCCUCAUAGGCAUUUGCAAUGGGAAAGAAGAGCCUUUCUUUGUAAGAGACUUUUGCCUUGGUUAUAUUCCGGGUUUCAGGUCCUGAAAGCUACAGGACCUUGGUACAUAACUGCACCUAAAAUAUCCACUGGACACUGUGAUGUAUACUACUGGGAUGGCUGGUACAGUGAUCCUGGCACUUUGGCCAGUCUGGCUGUUUUUUAAUGCUCAUCCCUGUGUUAGGCUAC